Molecule: messenger RNA, 1731 nt
Organism: Hypoxylon trugodes
Lineage: Eukaryota; Fungi; Ascomycota; Sordariomycetes; Xylariales; Hypoxylaceae
Product: MFS general substrate transporter
Exons: 13
Coding region: 1-1731 (576 amino acids)
Biological process (GO): transmembrane transport
Cellular component (GO): membrane
Molecular function (GO): transmembrane transporter activity
Source: RefSeq, a predicted model, not a curated record
AUGUCGUCCAAGAAUGAUAGUAUUACUAUCAAUGCUGUUCCGAAUACGGCAAGUUCUUCAAGCGACGGAGUCAAUAACACGGACCAGGAAAAACAGCCUACCAAAGGGAUUGCUGAAGCUACGAUCAUAGAACAAGCUCCCUCCUCUCAUCCCUUACUUAGUCUUUUCAAACGGAAGGAAAAGCAUAGACCCGAUGACAUUGCUACUCAACCUUCGGUUUACGACGACCCCCUUAAGGCCGAACAAUUCAAACCGAGCCCCAAGUAUGAAAAUUUGCAUCGAUUCGACCCAUCUUUUAGAUGGACGUGGGGGGAAGAAGAGAGACUGGUUAAGAGGAUUGAUUGGAAAGUGACCGCCUGGGCUUGUAUAGCUUUCUUCGGAUUGGACCUAGAUAGGAGCAAUCUCAGCCAGGCAAAUACAGAUAACUUCUUGGAAGACUUGGGUCUCACUACGAAUGAUUACAACUAUGGAAACACGGUGUUCCUUGUAUCCUUUUUACUAGCAGAACUGCCUUCGCAGUUAGUUAGCAAAAAAAUCGGUCCUGACCGUUGGAUUCCCACGCAAAUGAUCCUGUGGAGUAUCGUAGCCGGUUCUCAGUUUUGGCUUCAGGGCCGCCCAUCUUUCUUAGCUUGCCGGGCACUUCUAGGCCUUCUUCAAGGCGGGUUCAUACCUGAUCUAAUUCUCUACUUAUCGUAUUUCUACAAAGGGACCGAGUUGCCCUUUCGACUAGCCCUGUUCUGGAUGGCGAACCGCCUAACCGAUGUAGUUGCCCCCUUACUCGCAUAUGGUCUUCUACGCCUUAGGGGAUAUCAUGGCUAUGAAGGUUGGCGGUGGCUAUUCCUCAUUGAAGCUAUCAUAACAUUUUCCAUCGGUUUAUGGUCUUGGUUUAUGAUGGCUCCAUCUCCGACUCAGACUAAAUCCUGGUAUCGCCCUAAGGGUUGGUUCACCGAGCAUGAGGAGAAAAUUCUCGUGAACCGAAUCUUGCGGGAUGAUCCGUCAAAGGGGGACAUGCACAAUCGGCAAGGUAUUACUAUAAAAAUGUUGUGGAAAUCAUUGGCAGAUUAUAAUAUCUGGCCUAUCUACAUCAUCGGACUGACAUUCGGUAUUCCUGCCGGGCCUCCCGACCGUUACUUGACGUUGACCCUGCGGGCCCUCGGGUUUGACACUUUCAACUCUAACCUUUUGAGUAUCCCAGCUCAAGUCGCGACAACCAUCAAUAUGUUAAUUAUGACUUACAUAUCCGAAAUUAUAAAUCAGCGAGCACUGUUGGGCCUAUUCACCCAAUUUUGGUUUCUCCCUUGCGUAAUAGCUCUAGCCAUGCUACCAGAGAACACGCCUCACUGGGGAACAUAUGCCCUCAUAACGGUUUUGCUAUCUUAUCCAACACCGCAUCCUAUGCAGGUUGGCUGGAGUAGUCGCAAUUCCAACACCGUCCGCACCAGAACAGUCUCUGCUGCCGCAUACAACAUUUGUGUGCAAAUUCAAUCAAUUAUCAGCUCAAACAUUUACCGCAACGAUGACAAACCACUUUACCGCCGAGGCAAUCGCGUACUAAUUGGAAUCAAUUGUCUAAACAUUGUUGUAUAUAUAGCUGUAAAGCUCUACUAUGUAUAUGAAAACAAGCGUAGAGAUAAAAUAUGGAAUGCAAAGAGUCUAGACGAGCAAAAUGAGUACCGUGAAAAUACUAAGGACGAAGGAAGCAAGAGAUUGGACUUCCGCUUUGUCAGCUAA